This is a messenger RNA of Lampris incognitus (smalleye Pacific opah), 2046 nucleotides long. RefSeq names its product elongin A, like (gene eloal). NCBI's taxonomy places the organism in Eukaryota, Metazoa, Chordata, Actinopteri, Lampriformes, Lampridae. The transcript has 11 exons. The coding region runs from base 1 to 2046 and encodes 681 amino acids. Gene Ontology annotation, cellular component: elongin complex; nucleus. Gene Ontology annotation, biological process: transcription elongation by RNA polymerase II. The record is from RefSeq and is a predicted model, not a curated record.
AUGGCCGGCUCCGACGUGUCGAAGAAAGUCGAUAAACUCAAACGUCAACUGGCGGAGGCGGCGGAACCCACUAAGAUUCUGAAAAUCUUGCAGAAGCUCAAGGAUCUGGAUAUCACGUUAGACAUUCUUGCCGAGACCGGGAUCGGCAAAAAGGUCAAAUCUUUUCGAGAACACAAACACGCUGGCGAGUUCGCCAAAUCCCUGGUUAGCUAUUGGAAGAAAUUAGUCCGUAAGGAAAAGAAGAGCCAUGCGGUAGAUGGAGUUGCUUCACGGAAUGUCCGGAUGAAAUCUAAAGCCCGCGCCCAAAGCUGUCCACAAAAUGGGAGUUUGACAGUGCACACAUCUAGUGACUGUUUAAAAUCCAAUGGCAAGACUAUGGAUACUUCGGGCAAGGCGCUCGCGACAAAGAAGAUCGGAAAACAUUCGUCAGAGAAGAAACGGUCGCGUGAGAGUCUGCAUACAAAGAAAAGGCACGAGAGUCUGCAUAAAAAGAAAAGACAUGAAAAGAAAAGGCACGAGAGUCUGCACAAAAAUGAUCAAAGUCAUGUGGAAAGGCGUAGGGUCUGCAAGAAUGGGGAUUUAUUCCAAACUGAAAACCAAGGGCGGAGCGAGGACGGUUCAGUUGCUUCAAUAAAAAACAUUCAACAUCACAGAAAUCCAGAAGCUGACGCGGUGCUUUGGAACAAAAGUGUGAGGGACAGCCCUCGUGAUUCAAGGCCCGUGUCCAGGGUGACAUGUCAGAGCUAUCCUGAGACAGGAAAACCUGCAGCCGGAAAAGAGCCAAACAAGAAAGUGCGGUCAAGUCAAAAAUCAAAAUGCGAGGAAUCGUCCUCAUCAGAAACCAACAGCAAGCAUCUAAAGACGAAGAGGGGGCCGGUCGAAGAGCGGCCGGUGUGUCUCAAGCACAAAUUGAAGUCUCGAAAUGAGGAAGAGCCACACGGCAAGCGCAAAAAAGCCAAGACGAAGCAUGAAGACAAACGAGGCAAAGACAAACUAGAGGAGCCGUCCAUGUCUUUUGAGUCCUGCCUAAACUACGACCAUGACGCACUGGAGAGGAAGGGUCGAUCUGUGGCCAAGAAACCUUCCAAAAAAACCAGAACUCAAGAAAGAGCGCUAACAACACGGCACGGAGUGAAAUCCACCAAGUUGCCCGUGGAGUCUGAAAAUGUUAUUGCCCCCAAACCAGCGCAGUCAAAUAAGCCUUUCGAAGAGACUAAGAGGUCUGCAAUGGACCUGGUCGGCGUUCCUUUGCCUGACUUUCUGCCAGAAUGUGAUAAGCCAUCCAAACUGGACUAUUUGGAGACGAAAGUAGAGAAGGUCGACGAUUUCUGUGAUGGGUCAGAGGAGAUGCCUGUAUUCACCGGUCAGCGAUCGUACAGAAGGAUGCAGGUCUACUCUGGUGCCAAAACCAACUCCCUUCCAACCAUGCUGAGUUUGUACCAACAGUGUCUCCGGGCGAUCCAAAACAACAUGGACUUGCUUAAUAAUACUGGAGGCGUGGCGUUCGAGAUCCUCGAGCCAGUGCUGGAGACAUGUACACCAAAGCAGCUUCUACAUAUCGAAGAAUGCAACCCACUCUACGUUGGACAGACUGAUCAUCUAUGGGCGAGACACUGUCAGAGGGACUUCAGGGAGUCCAAGCUUGAGGAGUACGAGUGUUGGAAGGAGAUGUACAUGCGGUUAUUUGAGGAAAGGGAAGAAAAACUCAACAGAGUGACAAAGAGCAUUGUCACAGCACAUUCAAAGAAACACAAAGGUCGACAGCUGAAGAUGACGUUUAGUCACACUGUUGCCAAGCCACCAAGAGAUGUACGGAUUCAGCAGGGGAUACCCAGAACUGCCGGCGCCGCUCAGCAGCCUCAUGAGUUCAGGUCCAGCGUCCAGGCUGCCGAAGGUAAAACGAGGCCUCCUUGUUCCGAGUCCCCCGUGCCCGGCAUCCCCAGCCCGAGGACAGGCGGCACACAGGACCCCCGCAAAAGAACAAGAGUUGCACCGAUGAUGGCCAAGUCCAUAAAGGCGUUUAAGAAGCAGCUGGGACGCAGAUAG